AUGCGCCUCGACAAGCUGUUUGACCUGCAGGGCCGCAUCGCUCUCGUCACGGGAGGUGGCACGGGGAUCGGUUGGAUGAUCGCGGAGGGCCUUGCCGCGAAUGGCGCAAAGGUUUAUAUCACCGGCAGGCGUAAGGAGGUGCUCGAGAAGGCCGCUGCCUCCUUCAACCAGAGUAAUCAAGGAAAUGGAUCUAUAGUACCCAUGGUCAUGGAUGUUACAGAUCGCAAGAGCAUUUCAGCUGGCCAAGAGGUCAUCGCAUCCAAAGAAGGAAGACUGCAUAUUAUGGUCAACAACGCAGGACAGACAGGGCCCGUAUCGAAGUUUCUAGAGGAUCCCAAUGCGCCUGAGCAGAAAGAUCCUGAGACACUCGGACGAGCCAUGUUCAACAACGAGUCGUUUGAGGAAUGGACAGGAAUAUACAGCAUCAAUGCGUUCUCUAUAUACUUUGUGACCACCGCAUUCCUCGGAUUGUUGGCGAAAGGGAGCGCAGACAUCCCUGGGUACACAUCGUCCGUCAUUAACAUUACAAGCAUCAGCGGAAUUAUCAAGCUCUCUCAAAAUCACUUCGGGUACAAUAGUUCAAAGGCAGCAGCUUCACACCUGACAAAGAUGCUCGCAACCGAGUUGGCAUUGAAGAAGAUUCCCGUGCGCGUCUGUAGCAUCGCACCUGGUGUCUACGAGUCGGGCAUGACAUACGACAAGAUCACAGAAGACAAAGUAGACAUCGUCGGUAAAGGACUGAUUCCUGUACCGGAGAGGAGGCCGGGGUCAGCGCAGGAGAUAGCGGGCACAGUCAUUUAUCUGGCCUCUCCUGCUGGCUGCUACACGAACGGCCAGGAAAUCGCUGUAGAUGGUGGAUAUACCGCUGUGAACCCAUCCGUCCGGUGA
Messenger RNA from Laetiporus sulphureus 93-53, 888 nucleotides. RefSeq names its product short-chain dehydrogenase. NCBI's taxonomy places the organism in Eukaryota, Fungi, Basidiomycota, Agaricomycetes, Polyporales, Laetiporaceae. The transcript is spliced from 5 exons. The record is from RefSeq and is a predicted model, not a curated record. The coding region runs from base 1 to 888 and encodes 295 amino acids. Gene Ontology annotation, molecular function: oxidoreductase activity.